AUGUUAGCAGUAAACAUAAGACCCAACUUCCACUUUUUCGCGCGGUCUCAGCCACUGUGCCAGCAGCAAUGUCUGCGUCGGAGUAGUCUAUUGAACUUAAGGCGCUCUAGACGGUAUCUCAACGGCAGCGCCGGACCGCAGGUCUCAAGUUCACUCCUUGCAGCUGAUGAUGAUCCUGUCCCUAGUGGGGAAGGCGGCCAAAAAACAGCAUCUGCACAAUGGAAAGGUACUUUAUUCAAAAUGUUCGAAAGUGCUGCAACAACCUUUGCUACUUUGUUAAUACUGGGGCUUGCCGGCUAUAGCUAUCAUAAGUAUUACAAGUUCCUUGUCUUACAAAAGAUCGAAAAGGCAUUUGAACCAGGAGAUCCGGUGCUCGACCUGGCUGCUCUUGAUUCAGGCGUUUCAGAUACCACAUUAGAUGACAAUGCAAGUACUCGCUGGUUACGACAAGCCGAGCAAGAUAGGAUAGAUAAAGUCAUUAGAGGUGGGGACAGAGGCCAUUACCAUCUGCUCAUUGGGGAAAAGGGAACUGGCAAAUCUUCGAUGUUAUUGAAGGCGAUCCAGAAAGUCAAAGGAGAAGGCAUAGCAAUGCUGGAAGCUCACGCAGAUCUCGAGAUAUUCCGCAUACGAUUGGGCAAAGCGUUGGACUACGAAUUUCACGAAGAUUACAUUGGUAGCCUCUUCUCCAUAAGAGGCCCGAGAGAAGGCGCUACCGCGCUCUUGGAUAUCGAACGUGCUUUCAACAAGCUUGAGAAGGUUGCCGCAAAGAGACGCAAAACAUUGGGAAAGCCACUCGUGCUCGUCAUCAAUAGCACGCAUCUGCUUCGCGAUGACCAUGAUGGGCAAGACUUACUUGAGCUCAUACAACAACGCGCUGAACAGUGGGCAGCAAGCGGUCUAGCCACUAUUGUCCUAAACAGUGAUGAUUAUUGGGUUUAUGAACGCCUCAAACAAUACUCUACAAGGAUGGAGGUGCUCCCUGUCCUUGAUCUCGAUAAGAAGCAGGCGAUAGGCGCACUAAAACAGUACCGCAGCCGCUUCUAUGAACAAGAACCCCCACCUGACAUCUUGGAGCAAGUUUAUGAUAUGGUCGGCGGUCGUUUGACUUUUCUUGCUCGUGUUGCUAAAUCUGUGAACAUGCUCCAAGAAUGCAAAGACAUUUAUGAUAUGGAGAAGACAUGGUUUUUGAACAACAAUUGGAUUCUAGGGUCUGGCAUGGACGACGAUGUGAUGGAUCAGCAGAAAUAUGCAUCAGCGGCCAUGGUCCUGGCCAAAGCCCUUGUUAACGAAGAGAAAGAAUUAGAAAGGACCUACGAUCCAGAAAAGGGACACAUUCUACCCCAGCUUCCGCUUCAUAAAGCAAGGGAGAUUAUGACUCGUUCUGACUUUAUCAAAGAUUACGAUCAUAACAACAUCUUCACUAUAGACGCACAAGCAAUGGUUCGUGCUGAUUCUGUGCCUAUGCAAAAUGCUUUCAGGGAGAUAUGCGGCCAUCCAGGCUUCGAGAAGCAUCUAGACGCAACCUUGAAUCGUAUUGCUGCUAUCGAAAGUUUGGGACGCACGCGAGAACUUGUUGCCAAAGAUCUUGUAUCAGGCCACUAUCAGAUCAAAGGCAAGUCUGACAAAGGAAACGGUAUAUCUGUGGGCAUGCAGCAAACCGAGCCCUUUGAGGAUCAUUGA
Bacidia gigantensis is the source of this 1680-nucleotide messenger RNA. RefSeq lists its product as uncharacterized. The record is from RefSeq and is a predicted model, not a curated record. The transcript has a single exon. NCBI's taxonomy places the organism in Eukaryota, Fungi, Ascomycota, Lecanoromycetes, Lecanorales, Ramalinaceae. The coding region runs from base 1 to 1680 and encodes 559 amino acids.